GGGUACUUACGUUGCAAGGAUUGCUUUAAGAAAUACGGAAUAAGUCUGAGGUUUAGAGGUGGUGCAGAGUUAUAUGAUUGGCAAUAGACUACAGGCUAGCAACCUAAUCACCGUUUGUCGACCCAUCCGUCUAUUGAUCUAUUCUUAGAACGGGUGAUCAACACAAGUUUUGACCACUAUCAAGUGUUUAGAACAGCUCAGAAGCUGCGAGAAAGUACGCGCGGAAGUAUGCUAGGUUCUGACAAGAUGGGCAAAAAGACCCCGGCACAGGGCAAAGGGGUGGCCAAGAAGGAGUCGACAGGAACAAAGAAGAGACAGAAGAGCAUGUUCGACUUCUUCGGAAAGUCUAAGCCGGCAGCCACUCCCGUCCAGCGGGCAGCAAGGUAUGUGCAACACCUAGAUAGGAAAAGUUAG
Messenger RNA from Sphaeroforma arctica JP610, 414 nucleotides. RefSeq lists its product as hypothetical. Lineage: Eukaryota; Ichthyosporea; Ichthyophonida. The transcript is spliced from 2 exons. The record is from RefSeq and is a predicted model, not a curated record. Bases 229 to 414 code for a protein of 61 amino acids.